Messenger RNA from Lottia gigantea (owl limpet), 3237 nucleotides. RefSeq lists its product as hypothetical. Bases 1 to 3237 code for a protein of 1078 amino acids. The transcript has 24 exons. Lineage: Eukaryota; Metazoa; Mollusca; Gastropoda; Lottiidae. Gene Ontology annotation, molecular function: protein binding; ubiquitin protein ligase activity. The record is from RefSeq and is a predicted model, not a curated record. Gene Ontology annotation, biological process: protein polyubiquitination; ubiquitin-dependent protein catabolic process.
AUGUUCAGCUUUGAAGGAAAAUAUCGUCGAACACCUGGACAAUCUUUAGGAGGAGCAAGUCAAACGGUAGAGAAAGAAUCAUUAAUAAAGAAAUUUCAAGAUCAAAGAAAUAAAAGAGAGGAUGAAAGACGUAAACAGUCCAGUGCUAUUAAGAUACAGUCCUGUUUUAGAAGUUAUAUUACUAGAAAGUUUCAGAGUGAUAUAUUAAGAAGAGAAUUUGAUACAGCACGAAACAGUCUAGAGAAGAAUUCAAGUGUAGAUCACAAAACUCUAUAUGAAAUGAUCUGUAGACUGGCUUAUUUCUACAAACCACAAGAUGGUCAAAGAUUGAUAUUUAUUUUUCAAGAAUUAUUAAAGAAAGGAUUUGAUUAUAUAAAAACUAUUGAUAAUAUAUACAAUAAUGGCUUGCUUCAUUUAAAACAGAUUCUUCAUCUUUCUAUCAAGUAUUUAAGAUGUAUAGCAGCUAGAAAUGAACCUAUAGCUUUACCAAUGAGAAUAUUAGAACUGUUUUUAUCACCUAUAAAUAAGAAUGAUAAUAUAACAUUAUCUGGAUUUGAUUCUAAUUUUGUAUUUUCUUCUAUAAUAUAUCACAUAGUCAAAUCAGGUUAUUUUGUAUGUUUGAAAGAGUUAUUAAAGAAUAAAGUACCAUCUAGUAUUGAAAAAAGUUCUACACCACCAACCCCUAUAGCUUCAAGUUUGUUUAAUCUUAUUAUGAUCCCUGUACAAUUUAUUACUAUCACUUCUAACAAGGAAUUAGGAAAUUUUGUGAUGAAAUCAAUGUCUAAAGUUUUCCUGUGUGAAAAGUUUAGUGAACAAAUUGAGUCAUUUUUGCUACCAGCUUUCACAAAUUCCCACCAAUUUCCUUUUGAACAUCUGAUAGAUAGCCUGAUUAGUUUUGAGAAAGUGAAGGAUGAAUUACAUACAAUAGUCGAUAUUACACCAUCACCUUAUCUUUUAUCAUCAUUAUUAACAUUAUCACAGAAUUUUAUAUCAGUUGAUAUAAAGAAUUGUGUGGUUAUAAAAUAUAUCAAGUUAUUAGAUAUACUAUUAUCAUCAUUGAUACCGCUUAAUAAACAUCAAUAUAUGACAACUGAUUCUGAUAAUGAAGAUGAUGAUUUUAUGGAACAUGAAGAUGAGAAAUCCAUUGAAAUGAUGUAUUUAAGAGAAGAGAUAUUACAACAGUUAAAUUCAACAUGUCAGAUCAAGUGUUUUAUAAAUUGUUUAAGAAGUAAUAGUUACAAUAUAGAUGUAGUUCAGAGUGUUUGUAGUAUUUGUUAUAAGUUGAUGGCUGUACAUAUGGUUUCUAUCAAUAAAAUGAGAUUGUUAUACACGUUAUCUCUUCACUCAUCAUUUGUAUAUAACAUAUGGAAUAUAUGUAAAGCUUUAUCAACAGAAACAUGUACAGGAUCAACAACAUCAUUACUGUCAAUGUUAGGUAAAGGUUUACCGAUGUAUGAAAGUGAUAAGCAACGAAUUAUUUGUAUAUUAUAUGUUUUCUGUGCAAUGUUCAGCCAUUCUUUAAUAACAUUACAUGAUGCUGAAUUCUACGGUGAAGAAAGAUGUAAGUUAAACUCCCAAUAUGCAGCAAUGCCCUUUUCUUUAUCAGAAUUAGUGCCAAUGAGUUAUUAUCUAAGAGAUGCAUGUUUAGGUAUAUUAGAUCUUGCCCAUCCUGAUAUAAAACAUUCUAUUAAUGAUGAAUAUCAACAUGCUCUAGUUCACACAUUUAACAACAGAAAAUCUGAUCAAGAUAUUCAAGAUGAAGAAAAGAAAACAUGGAUAUGUCUCUUUAAGGUGGUAGUGGUAUUAGUAAGACAAUUAUAUAAUCGUGAUACUAGAAGAAGAUUUUGUCCUAAAACUCACUGGCUAUCAAGUCAUGUUACUGUACAGGCAAAUAGAGUAAGUAUAUCAUUAUUGCCCUCUGUAAAACAAGUUAUAGUAAGUCAAUUUUUUUUCAAAUUGUCAUUAAAUACUACAUUUACACUAUAUGAUGAAAGUCCACCACUAGCUAAUAGAGAUGUCAGAAAUUUAAUUGUUUUAACAGAAAUACCCUUUGUUAUAUCAUUUGCUGAAAGAUUUAAGAUUCUACAAAGGUUAAUAAUGGCUAAUAAAGAAGAGAAUCAAAGUGAAAUGACCAACUUUUUAGUUGGACCCUCUAUUAAUAUUGCUAUUAGAAGAGAUUAUGUCUAUGAAGAUGCCUUUGAUAAAUUAUCACCAGAAAAUGAAGCUAAUCUGAAGUUAAAGAUGAGAGUUCAGUUGAGAAAUGCUGCUGGUUUAGAUGAGGCUGGUAUUGAUGGUGGUGGUGUAUUUAGAGAAUUCCUGACACAUCUAUUAAAAACUGCCUUUGAUCCUAAUAGAGGUUUCUUUCAAUAUACAACAGACAGAUUAAUAUAUCCUAAUCCUCAUGCUUCACAAUUAGAAGAUAAUUAUAUCAAACAUUAUUAUUUUAUUGGACGUAUGUUAGGCAAGGCUAUAUAUGAAAACAUGUUGGUAGAAUUACCUUUUGCCAGUUUUUUCUUGGCUAAGAUAUUAAGUAGUCAUGGUUUUAACUUAGAUAUACAUUAUCUUCAAUCUUUAGAUCCAGUCAUGUAUAGAAAUCUGCUGUCAUUAAAGAAUGAAAUAGAUGUAUCAGAAUUAGGAUUAGAUUUUUCUGUUAUUGAUAAUAGUUUUGGAGAAAAUAAGAUUAUAGAAUUAAAACCAGGUGGAAGAAAUAUUCCAGUUACAAAUGAAAAUAAAAUAGAAUAUGUUCAUUUAAUGGCCGAUUAUAAAGUAAACAGACAGAUACACAGCCACUGUGCUGCUUUUAGACAAGGUAUGGCUGAUGUUAUAAGUUUAGAAUGGUUACAAAUGUUUGAUCACCACGAGUUUCAAAUUUUGAUAUCAGGUACAUCUACACCCAUAAAUAUUGAUGAUUUACGUCACAAUACCAGUUAUUCCGGUGGAUUUAGUGAAACACAUCCUGUCAUUGAGUUAUUUUGGAAAGUUGUAGCAAGUUUUACAGAUCAACAGAAGAGUCAGCUGUUAAAAUUUGUAACAAGUUGUUCUCAACAACCAUUAUUAGGUUUUAAGGAUUUAUAUCCACCAUUUUGUAUUCAUGAUGCUGGAACAGAUCUUGAUCGUCUACCAACAGCUUCAACUUGUAUGAACCUGUUAAAAUUACCUCAUUUUACUGAUGAAUCCCUUCUUAGAAAUAAACUGCUUUAUGCCAUUGAAUCUAAUGCAGGCUUUGAAUUAAGUUAA